Plasmodium relictum is the source of this 156-nucleotide messenger RNA. NCBI's taxonomy places the organism in Eukaryota, Apicomplexa, Aconoidasida, Haemosporida, Plasmodiidae. The record is from the annotation of a RefSeq genome assembly.
AUGAUAUUAUUAAAUAAUAGAUAUAAUAAUUAUUUAUAUAUUAAUAAAUAUAAAAAAAUAAUAAAAUAUAAUAAAAAAAUGAUAAAAAUAAGUUAUAUUUUAUAUAAAAAAUAUAUAUUAAUUUUAAAAAAAUUAAUAUAUUUUAAUAUUAUUUAA